Molecule: messenger RNA, 4109 nt
Organism: Lineus longissimus
Lineage: Eukaryota; Metazoa; Nemertea; Pilidiophora; Heteronemertea; Lineidae
Product: coiled-coil domain-containing protein R3HCC1L-like
Exons: 11
Coding region: 447-3347 (966 amino acids)
Source: RefSeq, a predicted model, not a curated record
CCGCAGCCAGCCAGCUGACCAGAAUCUUCUUCGAAAGGGCAUCAUUUCUACCUCGCUGCUCCCCGAAUUUACGAUAUUUUUGCUCCAAUUUUCGUCUGCUUAUAUUACUUCCUAAUGACUGCCACCGACGUUGGCUUGAAAGCGCUGAAGGCCUUGUGUUUUGAUGGUGAAUCUUGAGCACAGUGGCUUUCUACGUGGACGAUCGAUACCUCAGCCUUGAGGAUAUCGACUUUGUGACUAAUGUGACCCUUGACAUAGAGCACUUCCUGUCAAACAGUCUCACCAAAAGAGUCCUGAUCUUUCCGCCGAUAGACAGCUUCCACCGUCUGCUCAUCCACAAGGUCAUCGAAGACUUCCCGAGCUUGAAGAGUUUCUCUAUUGGUGAGGGAGACAGCAGACGCACAACUGUUUGCUUGAAGAGUAUACUAAGGUUUAGUGACGAGGAAAUGGCCCAGUCGUAUGGUCCAAAUAAAAUUAAGGCGGCAAGAGGAAGGGGACGCGCAAGGAGAUAUGAUGCUUUCGAGGACAGAGAUUGUGAUGGAGAACGAGACAGUUACCAACCUCCAAGGUCAUCACACUGGCAGCCAAGGUCUGGAGACUGCCAUGACUGGAGAGAAGGCCGGAGUUCACCGUUCCAGCCGCUGAGGCCUGGUGACUUGAAUGAGACGAGAGAUGACAGAGUAUCGCCGAGUGGGAGGUCAGCUCGGAACGGACCAUCAUCGGGCAGUGCCAUCUCAUCGCGAUCAAGAACAAGUGACAAUAGUUACAACAGUGGGAUCACCUCUGAGAAGAAAAAAUCGCGGCAACGUCGCCCUGAAAUGCAAGUCUACGUUCCGAGGGGAAGACGUCAGUUGGGUGCGUCUGGAUCUUCACAGACGAGGGAUACUGAGGAUGAACCUGCCAGGAGAGGAAGUGAUGAAAGUCCAUCGAAUCAAGACGAGAAUAGCUCUCGACCUGGUUCUGCAUCAACAUCUAGGGGGCGCCGUGUUCGGGCCGGCGCAGAACCUUACGUCCCGAGAGCGCGCCGGAUGCAGUAUCACAUGUCGGCAGCCGAUAACGAAAACAAUGAAAAUAUGUGCAAGCAGCUUUUGUUGAGUCAAGGUGGUGGCAAUCCAGAUGACGAUGAUAUUGGUGCGAUUGCUCCUCCAGCUCCUCCUAGUGAUCAUUAUGAUAAUGAUGCUCUGGCGAUGGAUGUACAAACAGACAACGUCUCUUGUAAACAAACUGAAUGCUUUGAUUCGUGGGAUAAGUCUAGUGUGCUCAAUCAAGAAGAAUUCAUGUUGAAGGAAAAUGUCAAAAGCUCUUUUCAGAACAAACGAAAAAAAAGCAGUCGCUCUGACCAAAGACCUGAAAACACUGAUGCUCAAUUUAGAAAUAGUCGAAACGAUGAAUCUGUUUUGCAGAGUGAACAGUUUGAUGAUUUCUCAGGUGCGUAUGAUGCCGAUCCUAUAGAAAGUGACAGGUGUGCUGGUACCGGGUUUAUAGAAAGUGACAUGUUUGCUGAUAAUGGUCCUAGAGAAAAUGAGAGGUACGCUGCUUCUCCAACUAGUACAGGUCCCGCCAGUGAUUCUUGUACCGAUAUCCAGAACAGAACUGUCAGAGAAUUAAAAGAUGAAACUCAACUAAACGAAAGUUCAGAUGAAGAAGCAUCAUGGGAGAUGGCAGCCGAGUCAUUCGGCGUUAAAUUUAAACGAUCUCCCGAAGCUCUCGCCGACUUGCAUGAAAUGGAGUCCGAGAUCUUGCCACAAAGUUCACGGAAUAAAGCAGAGAAAUGUGCGGAAGGUUUCUCUACUACAAAUUCUCUGGUUGAAGGGGUUGGGCCAAAUAGUCCUGAAACGAGCUUUGAAAUUCCUAGGAAGGAUGGCUCUGAAACUGAAAUUGUCGGUAUAAACUGCCCUGAAGGUGUCCAAAAAUCAGUUCAAAGCUCUGAUCAAUCGGUUUCGGAAGAUAUUGUCAAUGUGUCUGUAUUGUCAAGUAAAGCUGCAGAAGCUAGGUCCAGUGGCCUUGAAUCUGUGGUCAAGAGAUUGGAUUCUGACUGUGAUGAAUUUGAAUCUGAGCAAAAGGGGAUUAAAUAUGUCCCUGAUGAUAAUCAAAAUCUUCCUGGCGAUGAAUUCAAGGAAAAAUACAAAAUAUCUGACGAACUGAUUACUGAGAUGAAAUCGGAGAUUGUUGCUUGUGAUAGUAUUAAGAAUGAAGUUACCUUGUGUUCAAGUCAGAGUGAUUUAGUCUUAACGACUGACGAGAAGGCUGGAGCUACACAAUGUUGCAGUCAGACUGUAACUGAUGUGGUCUCGAUGCCUGACACAAAUAUAGAUACAGUGACGAGUUCUGUUAUGGAUCAUUCUUCUUUGGAAGUUGAUAAAGCUAAGGAUUUGCCCGUAUCUGCAGACUUGCCCGUAUCUGACUUGCCCGAAUGUGAGGAUUUGCCCGUGUCCUUGUCCGUAUCUGAGAUAGAUGGAGCAGAAACUGCACCUUAUUCAGAAGAGAUUCCUAAUACACAGGAUUCUGAUAAUGUCAAAACACCCGAAGGUGCUGGCUCUAUUGGAGAACUCAGUGAUUCUGGCAUGUCGGCAAAUCGCCUCAAAGUCAAGGGAGACGAUGUAAUGCCUGUUGAGCCUGAGUGUGAUCCGCAUUCUAAGGCAACACGAAACAGUCGGGGAAAGUCUGCUGAUGUUGGUAGAACUCGUGAUGAGGAUGCUGGCUCCGUCAAUGCAGAUGACGAGGAUUCUUGGGAUGCGUUGUUUGAUGACAGCGGCGAAUGUCUCGACAGUCACUUGAUGGAUGAGCUGGCGCGGGCGGUUGGCGAAGUGAAAGUCGAGAAACCGGGCCAUGACUACAGUGAAUUUUCACCAAAAGAUCUGGAUGGAGAUUAUGAAGCGUACACUCAUCUUGUUGAGAUUUACGACUUCCCGUCUGAACUCCUCACAAGAGAUCUGAUAGCGAUUUUCAGAGAUUUCACGUCGCGAGGGUUUGACAUUAAGUGGGUGGAUGAUACGCAUGCAGUUGGUGUCUUCUCAAGUACCAUUGCCGCGAAGGAUGCACUCACCCUGAAACACCCGUUACUCAAAGUCCGUCCAAUCAGCGAGGCCACUCGCCAGACCAAGCUCAAAGCUAAGAGAUGUUCAGAAUUCAUGCUCCCAUAUAAGCCACGUCCAGAGACGAAUGCCUCAUGUGCCCGCCGCCUAGUGACAGGAGCUCUGGGUCUGAACACACGCGUGAGCAGGGAACAGCGGGAACAGGAACGUAAACAACUAAAAGAUGCGCGGGAAAAGAAACGUCUGGCGGCAAAGCAGAAACAGGAUGCUUGGGACGGGACAAUUGAUAAAUGUGCCAUGGAUGAGACGUGACCAUUAGUUGCUCAUCAUCAUUCUUCUUGUUCUGCGUUCAGCAUCUUUGAGAUGCACACGAGACUGUCAGUCCAUCUCCUGUCCUAGAGAGAUCCACGUAGGUGGUGUAGUGCUUAGAAUGCUGGACUUCUGACCGAGAGGUUGUGAGUUUCGAAUCACUCCUCGGGCACUUAUUUCCUUCCUGUUCGAUGGUGAAGCGAGGACUUGGUAUAGUAGAUGCUCUUAACACCCCUGGAUCAUUCGGGGAUGCCAAAAGCACUUUGAGUGGGAUUGACGGGGAAAUGCUCUACCUAACCUUCUAACUGUCAUUUGACACAGGAGUAGGUGUUAAAAGAUUGUAGAAAUAAUAUGUAGUUAUUAUUUAUUGCCAAGGAUUAUAGUUUUACCAACUAAAGAUAUAUUCAGCCAAUUCAAUGCCAAUGGAUUGUAGGGCGCGCAGACUGUUUUAUCAGGACUAUUUACUGGAUGUUUCUGACAAGUGGGGGCAAGGUACACUGUUGUCACAGUCCAAUUUUAAAAUGAGAAACAGCUAGUAAAUGUAGAGCAUGAAUCAGAUUUCAAGGUUGCAUGAAUACAACGUGUGCAUGCUUUGUCUUGACGUCUCUGGUGCCAAGCGAGAGACUUUUUCUUUAAAGCGCAAAUGCAUUUUACAGUUCCUAGUACAAUAGAUUUUAAACUUUAAUUAAAAGUGUCCAUUUUGUUAGUAUUUAUUUUGUUCGUUGUAAAUAAGAUUCAUGACUUCUUAAAUAAAAGAACUUGUCU